Messenger RNA from Triplophysa dalaica, 1429 nucleotides. RefSeq lists its product as uncharacterized. The transcript has 6 exons. Bases 685 to 1353 code for a protein of 222 amino acids. NCBI's taxonomy places the organism in Eukaryota, Metazoa, Chordata, Actinopteri, Cypriniformes, Nemacheilidae. The record is from RefSeq and is a predicted model, not a curated record.
AAUUUGUUUGAGUGAGCAGUCCUUUGAGGCACGAUUUAAUAUCUAGGUAGAUUAGUAGAGUGAAUAUUCAUGAGUUUAAAAGCAGUACUCCCUCUAGUGAAUUGUUUGACAAGUGUUCCAUGCUUUUACAGCCAACAUCACACUAAUAAACAUAACUCGCUCCUAAUAAACAUAAAUGCAGAAAACAUCAACAAAGAGAAAAUGUCAACACAUCCAACCCUUAUAGGAUCUGUAAACUAUGAUUUGAGAACAUUGGCAAUCAAACCACACUAACUGGACCCCAAUGACUUCCAAUGUAUAUGGACGCAAAACCAUUGAGACAUUAAUGCUGGAAAACUUCAGUACAGCCUAUUGCUCAUUGUUAGUUAAUGCAUCAUUAACUAAUGUUAACAAACACAAUCUUAUUGUAAAGUGCAUGUUGCCAAAGAAAGAAAUAGCACAAUUUUGACUGUUCAAUAAUGUUCAAUAAAAAUGUUCAAUAAUGGGUUACUGAGAUUACUAAACAGCUAUGACAUACAAAAACAUCUGAACUAUUACUUCCAAAAGAAAUCUAGUGUUUCUAUCAAAGUUUGCUCAAGACUGCCGUGUUGCAAUUUGGUCAACACACUGAAAGUACAUUAACCUCUGACGCAACAAAAAUAUUUCCCAUAAAAGAAAGAGUUAAGUAUCACAUAGAUCAUCAUCAUGAAAGCUACAACAAUGAGCAAAACAUGGAAGCAGCUUUUCUUGGUCUUUGCAUUUCUCUUUUCUGAGUCUCAAGGGCAGAACAAAUCUUCUUGCUCCUCCCCUGACUUCUUUUUUGACAAGGUUCAUAAACAACUACAGAACAUUGAAGACUGCUUGGAAGCUAAAUCUAAGAAUUGGACAACAUACCAAAAUGCAGAUCUUUUUAACCAGCUACUCUUGUUGACAAAAAUCAUCCAGAAACAACAAAACAGUGAGUUACUGGGGUUACUGCCACCAUACUGUUCUGUUCCAGCAGUGCCCAGGGAUGGAGGCCUGCUGUGUGUGUCUGCUGAGAAUAACAUCUACUGUAAACCAAUGUGCAAUGCGGGUUAUGACUUCAACUUCCUAAGAAGAUCAAGACUGUACGAGAAAUGCGACGCUGCUUCCAAAUACAAAUGGACAACACAGUACAUAGGUGGCAACACCCUGGCUGACUGCACUAAGUCUGAGGUAACGGUGGCUGGCGCCCCGUCUGCCUUCUUUCCUGAGGACAAGGACUGUCACAAGACAAAGAGCGAUGAACAACUGAUAAAGAAUAUCACAAAUAUCUUUCAUUCAGAGCUUAUUAAGGAAGGCAUUACAUCCUUUAAAUCCACCAGCCUUAUCUGUGGCCAGAACCAGAAAUAGAGGAAAUGAAGAUAUCCCAAAAGUGUUCCACAUUAAAAAUAAUUAAUGAUUAAAAACAUCUGGUUUUAUGAAGCUA